AUGGCAACAACAUCGCCCCAACAAUCCACAAUCGAGACCCCAGAAAUGCUCGCAAGACAACCCUCGCGACCAUCGCAACCCCUCCCCUACGCUCCCCGCCUAGGCAUGCCCUUUGACCGCCGCCUCCUCCUCACAACCUCGCUCUCCUUCCUCUCAGGCUUCACCCUCGGCUCUCUCAACGCCGGUCACAUGGCCUCUCUGCGCUUCCGCGCCGAAAACGCGCAUCGUCUGCCCAUCUCAAACCCCGGGUGGUACCUCUACCACAAGUCCAAGAACUAUUACAAAUGGCGCUAUGGCAUUGUCGAAGGGUUGAAAAAGGGUACAUACAUUGCAGCGUGGUCCUCAAUAUUUUUCAUCGUGGAAGAGAGUUUAGAUGUCUUCCGCGGGACAUGGCGCGCGGGGCGCACAAUGGAGGAGAUGGAAGGUGUUGACGAAUUGGAUAUGCGGAGAAUCGAUCGCGGGGUGGAUGGGAGUAGGGACUUCGUAUCGAGUGGGUUGGCGGGUAUGGUUACGGGUGGGCUGUGGAGUGCGUGGCAUCAAUUUCCUGUGAGCACGGCUGCGAGGACGAUACGGAUGGGAUUGCUUGUUGGGCUUGGAUUUGGACUGGGCCAGGAUGGAUUGAUAUGGGCAAAGAAGAGGUGGGGUAUCAAAGACGGGGAGAGCUGGAUAUACAAGGGCGCAAGGAACAAGAUGAUCGAAGAGGAUGUCAAGAGCAGUUUGGAGAAAGAAUGAAGAUGUUGGUGGGUUCAAAACAGAUGUUAUUCAAGUAAGGCUUCAAGAGGACACAUAAUGUGUGGUCAAAGACUGCGUACAGAAGAAGUGCAGAGCUCAUACACAGACAGUCGCAACUGUGGUAGAGCACGCCGCGGCACGGUGG
Molecule: messenger RNA, 877 nt
Organism: Alternaria alternata
Lineage: Eukaryota; Fungi; Ascomycota; Dothideomycetes; Pleosporales; Pleosporaceae
Exons: 1
Coding region: 1-732 (243 amino acids)
Source: RefSeq, a predicted model, not a curated record